AUGACCUCCGUUAAACUAGACGCUCCUGUUCCUCCUUUGAAGGAAGACGUGUUGGACCUUAUUGGUAACACUCCUUUGAUCAAAUUAAACAAGAUUCCUCAAUCUUUAGGCAUCAAGGCUAAAGUCUAUGCUAAAGUGGAAUUAUUCAAUGCUGGUGGUUCCAUCAAGGACAGAAUUGCCAAAAACAUGGUUUUAGAAGCUGAAAAAUCCGGAAGAAUAAAACCAGGCUACACUUUGAUCGAACCAACCUCGGGUAACACCGGUAUUGGGUUGGCCUUGGUUGGUGCCGUCAAAGGUUACAGAACCAUCAUCACUUUACCUGAAAAGAUGUCCAAUGAAAAAGUUUCCGUGUUGAAAGCCUUGGGUGCUGAAAUCAUCAGAACCCCUACUGAAGCCGCUUGGGAUGCUCCAGAAUCCCACAUUGGUGUUGCUAAGAAGUUGGAAAAGGAAAUUCCAAACUCGGUCAUCUUAGAUCAAUAUUCUAACGAAAAUAACCCAUUGGCUCAUUACUAUGGUACUGGUUAUGAAAUUUGGGAACAAACCCAAGGUAAAGUCACCCACUUGGUUGCUGGUGCUGGUACUGGUGGUACCAUCACUGGUAUUUCCAAAUACUUGAAGGAAAAGAACCCUAACGUUCAUGUUGUUGGUGCUGAUCCACAAGGUUCCAUCUUGGCCCAACCAGAAUCCUUAAACGCUUCCACUGAUCCAUACAAGGUUGAAGGUAUUGGUUAUGAUUUCAUUCCUGAUGUUUUAGACAGAAAGUGGGUCGACUCUUGGAUCAAGACCGACGAUGCUGCCUCUUUUAAAUUGGCAAGAAGAAUUAUCAGAGAAGAAGGUAUCUUGGUCGGUGGUUCAUCUGGUUCUGCUUUACAAGCCGUGGUUGAAAUUUCCAAGGAUUUAACCGAAGACGAUGUUGUUGUUGUCGUUUUCCCAGAUUCUAUCAGAUCUUACUUGUCCAAAUUCGCUGAUGACGAAUGGAUGAAAUCAAACAACUUUGAGGUUGAAGAAACCAACGCUGAAAACAAGACCGAUGCAUUUUUGGCCUCCAAGACCAUCAAGGACUUGGUUGCUGGUAAAGCUCCAGUUGUCACUGUCACUUUAUCUGACACUGUUGGUAAGACCUUUGACUUGUUGCAAUCUAACGGGUUUGAUCAAUUGCCAGUUUUGAACAAGACUGGUCACUUGGUUGGUUUAAUCACUUUAUCCAAGAUUUUGAAAUCGUUGUCCACCAAGAAAAUUCAAUUAACCAACUCCAUUAGUAAUAUUAUUAUUGAUUUCAGAAACUUGGAAAGUUUUGAAAAAUCCUUCACUAUUUCCCAAGAACCAGGAUUCACCAAGAGAAAGUACCACCCAAUCACUUUGGAAACUUCUUUAGCCAAGUUGAACAAGUUCUUUGAAACCAAUUCUAAUGCCAUUAUCACCGAUGAAAACUUGAAGCCAGUCCAAAUUGUCACCAAGGUCGAUUUACUUUCAUACUUGACCACCAACUUGGCUUUCUAG
Molecule: messenger RNA, 1500 nt
Organism: Spathaspora passalidarum NRRL Y-27907
Lineage: Eukaryota; Fungi; Ascomycota; Pichiomycetes; Serinales; Debaryomycetaceae
Gene: CYS4
Product: cystathionine beta-synthase
Exons: 1
Coding region: 1-1500 (499 amino acids)
Cellular component (GO): cytoplasm
Molecular function (GO): cysteine synthase activity; cystathionine beta-synthase activity
Source: RefSeq, a predicted model, not a curated record